Aspergillus puulaauensis is the source of this 3039-nucleotide messenger RNA. RefSeq lists its product as uncharacterized. The record is from RefSeq and is a predicted model, not a curated record. Gene Ontology annotation, molecular function: catalytic activity. Gene Ontology annotation, biological process: nucleoside metabolic process. The coding region runs from base 1 to 3039 and encodes 1012 amino acids. The transcript has a single exon. NCBI's taxonomy places the organism in Eukaryota, Fungi, Ascomycota, Eurotiomycetes, Eurotiales, Aspergillaceae.
AUGGCUCGACGCAGGCUCACUCAUCACGAAUAUACAGUUGGAUGGCUAUGUGCGUUGGAAAUCGAGUUGAAAGCAGCGUGUGCGAUACUCGACGAAGUCCAUGAGACGCUGCGUCCAGCGGAUCACGACGACAAUGUGUAUACGCUGGGGCAGGUGGCCCAGCACAACGUCGUCAUCACAUGCCUUCCGAAAGGAAUAUAUGGAACAACCCCAGCUUCGAAUGGCGCGCAAAGGAUGGAGCUGAGCUUCCCUAAUAUUCAAUACCGAUUGAUCGUCGGGGUUGGAGGGGGAGUCCCUUGUCCUGGUGAUGUCCGGCUGGGCGAUGUAGUGAUUGGCAUCCCUGGUGCUAAUUCCACGGGGGUCGUCGCUUACGACCACGGAAAAACAACUACUGGGGGUCAUCUCGAGCAGACCAAGAUACUCAACAAACCCCCGUUGAACAUGCUCAAGGCAGUUCCUCACCUCGGACUGAACCGUGCUGUGUCCGUCAGUCAGACUCUGAACACAGCGAUCGCGUCAGACCCCAUAGCACUGGCAGAAUUUGCCUGUCCCGGCGCAGAGAACGACAAUUUAUUUGAGGCCGAGUACGACCAUCCGGACCCGAGUCAAAGCUGCUCAAGCUGUUGUGAUGAGACGAAGAUUGUGCGGAGGCUUCAAAGAAAAAAUGACGAGCCACAUAUCCAUACAGGAACAAUCGGAUCUAGCGAUCGGGUCAUCAAAGAUGCUAGAACGAGAGAUUCUUUGGCCAAAGCGUACGGAAUAUUGUGUUUCGAAAUGGAAGCGGCCGGGCUAGUGGACUCAUGGCCGUGUCUGGUGAUCCGAGGCAUCUCCGACUAUGCGGAUUCCCAUAAGCAGAAACAGUGGCAGCCAUAUGCGGCCAUAACCGCUGCAGCGUGUGCAGGAAGCUUAAUGUUGCUAUUGGACAAAAAACGCCAUGGAUAUCAACAAUACCAUGAGCAGGUUGAUGUUCCACCCGACUAUUCAGAUGCUCGAAAGGAACGCGUUCGGGCCCUUUCAUUCAGCAACCCUAUUCGACACAGGGAAGACAUACAAGACCGAAAAGGAAGAAGGGCCAAAGGAACCUGCGAGUGGAUGCUGAAAACCAACGUCUUUCAGGAGUGGCAUGGCUGUUCUGGAAAAGACAACGAUUCCAACAUUCUGUGGCUUCACGGCUUGCCAGCAAGUGGAAAAUCAAUGAUGACAAUCUUUCUUACCGAAGCCCUGGAGAGCGAUCUAGAUCUGGGAGAUGCAGGCCUGGUGAUAUAUUUCUUCUGCGAUUCCAGCUCCCAGAAUCACACUUCUGGAAUCGCUCUUCUGAGUGGUUUGAUCUGGCAAUUGAUCAAGGAUCGACCGGUAAGCCAGGAAGUCGUUAGAAGACAGUAUGAAGAAGAUGAGGAGUUGUUUACUUCUUUCAACCAUCUGUGGAAAUUGUUUAUUAUGUUGGUGAAAGGGUGGAGCGAGGGGAAGAUUUACUGCGUCAUUGACGCCCUUGAUGAGUGCGACAGGGAGUCACAGAAUGCGAUACUGAGAAAGUUUGAGAACUUCUUCGACCCGGCGUACUAUGAUGGAUCCCUCUCGCAUGUCUAUUUUCUCAUUACAAGCAGACCGUAUGAGGAGAUCAGAACAUAUUUGGGGGGGUUUGUCAACGCGGAUAUUGGUGGGUUCGCCGAGGCAAAAGAUGAUGUUGCUGCGUUCAUUGAUUACUCUGUGGGUUACUUGACCGAGAAGAAGUGGUUUUCCGCUGAGAUGCAGGGGAGAGUUCGUCAGAUUGUCCAGGAAAAAGCCGAAGAUACCUUCCUCUGGGUCUCCUUGGCUAUGGACGAAGUGAAGGAUGCUGCGCGGCCAGAUAUUAUCGGAAUCCUGGAGCAAUUACCUGCUGGACUGAGCAGUCUCUAUGGGAAUCUGCUCGAAAGGGCAACCGAAGCUCGCUCCGGGAGAAAGGGAGACAUUCUUCGUAUUGUCAAUGUCGUGGCAGUUUCUCUGGAACCUCUCAGUCUCCUGCAAUUAUCCUACGCCUGCCAGCUUUAUGGACAGGAAAGCGAGGAAGAACAGUUACUCGCAAUGAGAAGCUCCAUCGGGGAUUGCAAGCUUCUGGUUGUUGAAACAAACGAUAAAGUUGCAUUGCUACAUAAGUCAGUCAAAGACUUUCUGGCGGACGACCAGUAUGACAGUGGCAAUGGCCUUUGGGCGGCCCAUGCCUUUCUAGCGUAUAGGUGUAUCGAUUGUUGCAUGGAGUCCGUGGGCAUCCCAACUGUUGUUUCGAACCUUGGCGGCCGCAAAGAUGAAGAAAUUGGCGAUACUAGCCUACUCGCCUAUGCAACUCGUUUCUGGCCGGAGCACGCACAUUUUGCGGGAGAGCAGUUCGAGAUUAUCGAGAAACAGGAGCCGUUUUUCAAAGAGAACUCUCGUCAGUGGCAAAAUUGGUUGUUGCGCCUUUCUCCUUCACAAACCUACAAAAAGUGGGCAGAGCCUUCUCCAUUUCACAUUGCUGCGAUAUGGGGAAUUCUACCACUCGCCAAGUACAUUCUGCAGACCACUUCAGUGGACAGAUACCACAGGACCGAAUAUUUGGACACCGAUUUUGUCACACAGGAGGGCGAGACCGCUCUAGAACUGGCGGCUUCGUCGGGGCAUGAAAUGAUUGUGUGCCAUCUGCUAGAACAGGCACCAGCAGAGAUGGUAAUCUUUAGCGCUGUCCUAGAAGCAGCUAUCAAAAACACGCAACGAGGGGCGCAGAUCAUCGACGCGCUCCUUUUGCAUCCACGAGCCCACACAUCAAACUGGAAUCAUGCGCACCUCGUCGAAGCUGCCAAAAACCCUACAUGUGGUCGUGAGAUCUUACAAAGUCUUCUUAAAAAGAUCCCUAGGCUACGGAGUUCUUUAGACGACGACAUACUAGUAGCAGCAGCAGGGAACAGCGACUUGGAGCCCAUGAGACUGUUGCUCAACGUUGAUAUGGAUAACACAAACCUGAGUGAAGAGGUAUUACUGGCAGCAGUUGGGAACGAUGCAAACUGCACAUCACACCGCGAGCUAUAG